Symsagittifera roscoffensis is the source of this 3892-nucleotide messenger RNA. Its product is annotated as exocyst complex component 4-like. Bases 33 to 2894 code for a protein of 953 amino acids. The transcript has a single exon. NCBI's taxonomy places the organism in Eukaryota, Metazoa, Xenacoelomorpha, Acoela, Convolutidae. The record is from RefSeq and is a predicted model, not a curated record. Gene Ontology annotation, biological process: exocytosis; Golgi to plasma membrane transport. Gene Ontology annotation, cellular component: exocyst.
UCGUAUGGUUUGAUCCGUGAAAUUGAAUAGCUAUGCCUUCGUUCGCGGGAGAUUUUAACCGAGUGGGUGACGCGAACUCGGGCCGAAGUACGACUCGACUGCUAAUUUCGGUCAUCCGGAAAUUAUCCGAACAUAGUGGCGACGCUUCAUUGCGAGAAGAGGAAAGGAGAAAACUCGAAGAUAGUUAUGGAGUUGUGGACGAUAGAUUGAAGAAAAUAGUGCGUGCAAAACAAGAUGGUCUUAAUCGAACCGUUGAUGACUUUCAAGCGAUUUGCUCCAAUGUUCACAAAGCAUCAUUAAGUGUUGCAAAAGUGAAACUGAAUUUGGCAGCUUGUAAAGAUCAAAUUAAGUGCAAACGAGAUGAAUUGAAAAGAUUGCAUAAUGAAGCGGCGGAGCAAAGUAUGGUAUUGGAUAUUUUCGAAAGAAUCGACACAAUUUCGAAUACCUCGACCUUGAUUUCAUCUCUAAUUGAGCAGAAAAAAUACUCGAAAGCGGCAGAAAUUGUGCAGAAAGUAUCGAACGAUUACCAAAUGUUAUCUGAAGUUGCAACCGUUUCGGGUAUAACUUUACCCCUUGACAUAAAAGAACAUCUUUUUGGCAAAGUUGUAUCUCAAAUUCAAUAUGUACUCUAUGAACAAUCAGUGAAUGGAACCAAAACACAACAAAUGACUAAAACGAAGUCGCAAACUAGACAAGUCGGAGUGUUUACCCAGACACAUCCAGAUAAGGCCCGAAAAAGUGUCCUGUUUUCAACUGCCACCAAAAAUGUUUCCAAUGAAAGUUUCGAAGAAACUAUAAACGAACUGGUGUUUUCGCUAUCGGCGUUAAACAUGCUUUCAGAUGCAUCUAAAGCUUUGCAAGCAAACUUCAUGCAACAAGUGGAAAGAAUAUUCAUUAGCAGUCAAACGCAGCUAUCAAAUUUCUACGGAAACACUGGAACGUCGGGCUUAAACCAUGAAGAGCACAAGAAGCUGGUGUUUUCAGAAUUAUUUGAACUGAUAUUUGUGAAACUGGUUAAAAUUGUAGACCGUAAGAAUUUUUUCAUCCAGAAAAUGAACAUAGCUAUUUUGCAGUCGGCCAAAGGUUCAUCAUUCUCGAUUAAAAUGUAUUCAAUCGCCGAUUUUCUGGAAACUUUCCAGCAAGCUGUUAUUGAGAUUCUAUUUAAGUUUUUGGUCGAGUCUUCCAAAGAUCACUCUAUAAACUCGAACGCUGGAAAAUUUUACCUGAACCCAGCUACGCCAAAUUCCAAAAUGCCGGCUUUGCAAUCAAGUAACGAAACGAGUCGGAAACAGUACGUGUCUUUCGCUUCUUCAUUAACGAAGCAAAAAGGAAAUAACAAAUCAAGACAUAAUUUAUCAGAACCUGUGAGGAAUGCUCAAUCGUUGCCUUCGAUUUCAGAGAGUGCUCAAAGAGAAUCCCUAAUUACUCCAUCAAUUAUGAAUAUCACUUUGAUUGACAAACCUUUGAACAAAAUUUCGAAAUAUAUUUGCGAACAACUUGCUUGCUCUAAAGAACAAUGUAGUUUGUACGUCAGCAAAGAGAACCUCGUGAACAAAAACUUGUUCAACUAUUUGAGCCAGAAGUUGAAACGAGUUCUAGAAGAUUCUUUGCCAAAAGAUGGAAUCGGAAGCAUUGUUGAUUCGAGGAGCACUUUGGCUAAGUUAGAAUCUGACCAGGCUUUGAGUGACGCAACUAUUGUAGUUCACGAGCAACUGACAUAUCUUGCAGACAUAUCAAAGAAUAUGCCGACGUUUAAUACCAAGUUAGAAGAGUUAACGAGUCAGUUUUUAGGAGGGUUCUACAGUAGACUGCAUCAAAAAUACAUUUCACUCUUAUCAAUACCGGACUCUGAAAGUCACGUGAGCACUGUAUUGAAACUACUGGGAGCUAAGAACAUGAAAAGUAUUCUCAAAGAGACAAAGUCUUGGACUGAAAUAGCAGCGAAUUCAGGCGACGAUUUAAACGGAGACGUGUUCACCACUGGAAACAAUAAUUUCAUCGAUUGGUCAGUUAUCAAUUCCCAAAUUUUCGAAACUCUGGCUAACUUCGGCGGCCAGAAAAGUCUAAACAGUGUCAUCACAUCGAGCUCAGAAGCGUGCCAAGCAACAUUUCAAUCGUUGGCCAUUAUCAAUGUCAGUAUCAGCUGGCUAUUUUGUCAAGAUUAUCAACACGUGGCAGCACAAUUGGCAUCAGGCAAAGGCGAAAUCACCCGGACAAUAGAUGGUCUUGAAACUGUUUCUGAAACCUGUCUUCUAGCUUGCAAUUUGGAGCUGAAAGUGGCAUCCUUCUGUUUUCUAUCCCAACUUUUCGAAGGUUCAAAAAGCUCAUCAUUUAGUGCACAGUCUUCAAUUGAAGUUCACAGUAAAGUCAAAGAAUUAAUUCGAGUGAUAUACGAAGCGGAAAUGAUUUUUACAAGGUUCUUUGGUACAAAGAAGUUUGAUUUCGUUUUCGAUGGUUUGCCGCAUUUUAUUGAAAAAUUAUGCAUCUCGAGCGUCGACAAAUGCAGCGAAUUGUCAUCAUCUAGUAGCAAUUUUAUUGACAGAUUUCUGCUUGACGUUGCAGAAUUAAAAAGGGCCUUCAGAAAUAUCUCGCACAUGCAAAAUGUAAGGGUGAAUAAUUUCGAUAGUAUUUUGUCGUACUUUGAGCUGUUAAAGUACCCGCCGAAUGACUUAGUUCGAGUGUCCCUAGAAAACGAAGUCCAAUUUAACGAGAAAGAAUGGAUUGCGGUUCUCGUAGUUUCAGCGAAAAAGUUCAACAAAUUCUUAGAUGUUUCUGGCAAAGUAGAUCUGGGUUCACCAGAUUUGGCACAUCUGGUCAAAAAUCUCAGCCCUGUUACGAAACAGGAAUUAACUAAUUCUCCCACUGUCCCGAAUGGAGUAAUUUCCAGUCUAUGAGUGCUAAUUUAUAAAUUGUUCAUUCUAGAAACAACUUGUAUUAGUUUAUAAAAGAGGUGCGUGAUCCAAUUUUUGGUAAAAUUUUAUAAGUCCUAUUCAAUCCACUAUUGCAAAUUAAGGUUGAAAAAUAAUUAGUGCCAAGAUCUGAUUGUAUGUUAACUGGGAUAACACAGGUUUUUUUUGUGUUAUGAUUUCAAUAGUUCUCGUCAAUGGAUUCUACACUGCUAAUCACUGGUUUUUAGCCUUUCAUUGGAAUCUUGAAUUAUGUAUUUCACGGGGACUGGUUACAGCAUCUUAUGUAUUUGCCGCUGCGUUAUAAUUUCUGGUGCAGUUUUUACUUUUCUCAAGAUUUUAUUCACGAAUCCAAGUGAGCACGGUUUCAAGUUUACGAAUUGAUUCGCAGUAUUCCAGAAAAAUUGCAGGUGACCAUUUUAGGCCCAGUGUUAUGUCUAGACCGAGCAAAGGUGGAUGCAAGCACGACAAGACAGUCGAGGCUUUUCGCUGAUAAGAAUGAGAAAUGAACGAAAAAAAUUGUGCCGUCUAAUUCCAUGGUUUUUUAUUCGCGAUAAGCAAGGAUAUUGAAACCGAGUACCGGACAUUUUUUUCAGUAAAAAUUUUAACAGGCGCAAAGGCAGCGUCCAUGGUAUGGGUGACAAGGGCUCAAAUCCGGCCGUGAACUAAUUUUGUAAACAUAAAUUUUCCUGCUGCAAUGAUAAUUGUCUGUUUCACUUGUCUCAUGUUUUUUUUUUUUAUAACGGCACGAAGUUAUUUCAUGAAUAAAGCAAUCUCUUCUUAAUAUAAAGUUCAACUACUUACCCGGUGCCGCUGAAGCUGCAUUUUUUCUAAUAAACCUAAAAAAAUUAAACAUGACGACCAAGACAACUCUUCUUUACUUGAGUUCAGCAUGUUUUUUUUUAGCUUUCAACCAAAUUGAGCGCAAAUAUUUUAUUGAGAGCUUGUGUUUUAGAAAGCUUAAGACAUGUUUCAAAGCUUUUGUA